Adineta ricciae is the source of this 432-nucleotide messenger RNA. The record is from the annotation of a GenBank genome assembly. Lineage: Eukaryota; Metazoa; Rotifera; Eurotatoria; Adinetida; Adinetidae.
AUGAAAUGUGAUUUAGAUCCAAAUUUGAGUGAUUUUAACGGAGUAACAAACGUUUCUUUCGCUGAUGACCCGCUCGUCACUGAUUAUUUGCCAAAUCCUCGCGUUGAAAUUCUCGUCGAAAACAAAGCCGAUGAGAAAUUGUCUCCAUCAAUCUUCGAAGGAAAUCCAUUGCUAUAUUUUCUUUUUUCAUCAGGUGAAGUAGAAAAAAUUGAUUCAAUCUUUCAACGUGGUCAUUUUGUUUCAACAGAAACUUAUGCUGAUUAUCACGGAAGACCACCAAUGCAUUUAGCGACUAUCGUUGGACAUUUGAAUAUUAUCAAAUUACUUCUUCAAUAUCGAUAUUAUGGUACAGCAGAUCGAUUUGGCCGAUAUGCCAUUGAUGAAGUAAAACAAAGAAAUUUUCAAGAAAUUGUUCAACUUUUAGAAAAAUAA